Rhopalosiphum padi (bird cherry-oat aphid) is the source of this 588-nucleotide messenger RNA. RefSeq lists its product as uncharacterized. The record is from RefSeq and is a predicted model, not a curated record. Lineage: Eukaryota; Metazoa; Arthropoda; Insecta; Hemiptera; Aphididae. The transcript has a single exon. Bases 1 to 588 code for a protein of 195 amino acids.
AUGAGAACAACCAAUACAUUGUUGAGGAUACUCCCCAACAUCGGUGGCCCCUCGCUCGCAAAAAGAAAACUACUGGCCGGUGUGGUACUUAGCCAGCUACUCUACGCAGCACCAGCUUGGGCCUCAGCAGUAGUCAAACGCGAGCACUGCCUAAAACACCUUAGGGCAGCCUACAGGAGGGCUGCUCUUAGAGUGACGAUGGCAUAUCGUACAACGUCUUACGAAGCAGCUACCAUGUUAAGCUCCAUGACCUCCAUCGACCUAUUAGCUACGGAAAGGGAGAAGAUUAGGAAUUGCACCAGCACAGAGGAACGAGCAGAGGUCAGACAAAAAACCAUCGGUGACUGGCAAUCAAUGGCAAUCAACUGGUGGACACACCAGUUACUGCCCAACAUCAGAAGCUGGACAUAUAGAAAACACGGGAAUGUAAACCACUAUAUCACACAAGCGCUAUCAGGUCAUGGUUGCUUCGGUGACUACAUAAAUAUAAGAUCACGGGCACGCCGAAAUGCAUCAUAUGUGACCACCCAGUUGACAACCCGGAGCACACCAGUUUCUAGUGUGAUGCGUGGUCUGCUAGGGGAAUAA